Messenger RNA from Crotalus tigris (Tiger rattlesnake), 3828 nucleotides. RefSeq names its product zinc finger protein 260-like. NCBI's taxonomy places the organism in Eukaryota, Metazoa, Chordata, Lepidosauria, Squamata, Viperidae. Gene Ontology annotation, biological process: regulation of transcription by RNA polymerase II. The transcript has 4 exons. Gene Ontology annotation, molecular function: RNA polymerase II cis-regulatory region sequence-specific DNA binding; DNA-binding transcription activator activity, RNA polymerase II-specific. Bases 368 to 3358 code for a protein of 996 amino acids. Gene Ontology annotation, cellular component: nucleus. The record is from RefSeq and is a predicted model, not a curated record.
UUGGCAGUCGGUGCGCAGACAAGCCGAGAUGGUGGCUGCGCGGGGAGGGUGGGGAACUGCAGCCGCGGGUGCAAAAAAAGGGGUGCAUCGGGGUUGGGGUUCCUAAGGAAAGAGGGGGGCAGAGGGCACAAGCCUGCAUUCAGCCCCUCUUCCCCAAGCGGGCAUCCUCGAGGAAGAAGUUCUUUGGAGUGAGAAAGAUGCUCCCAUUUUUUUUCUGUAGGUGAAAAGCUCUGAAGUCGUCUCUGCCUUGUAAGUACCACUCUGAACUUGCCCAAACUUGGACUCAGACCCCCUCCUCGGUCAUGUCUGCAGAAAGAAACCGGUGCUGGGCUGGGAAGUCGAGCGGUUGAGCAGAGCCAAGGUGGAAAUGGCGGCCGAGCGACAGGAGGCGUCCUCUGUGGGCCUCCACCCUUACGAAACCAGGGUAGAAAAAGGAGUCAAAAUGGAGGAGCUUGAGAGAAAUGGCCUUGCGCUGGCCGGCCCGACCCGAUUCAGGAAGAGCCCUUACGUCAUCCAGACUUUCACCAUCGGGGAGCAUUUUAGCCGGAUGACAGCCAAGCCAACGGAGCGGGAUGUGGAAGAGGGGAUGCUGUCGCCAUGUUGGGAAGCCCAGUGGCGAGACAUCCUGAAGAACAGACAGUCCCCGUGUUCGGGGUGGAGCAACCCCCAGAUCCCGGGAGUUCUGGCUCCUGCUGAAACCGGUGAACAGCCCCUCCAGGAAGAGGCAGGUGGGCUUCUGCCGCGAGAGAGGCCUCUCAAGGCCAGCCUGGAUGCGGACCCCGCAGAGCAGGGGGAGGAUGGAGAGGUGAAGGGAGAGGGCCAGGCCGAGGAGACCCCCAGCGCGGAGCUGCAUCGGCAGCACUUCCGGUGGUUUUGCUACCAAGAGGCGGAGGGGCCUUGGGACGUCUGCACCCGGCUGCGGGAGCUGUGCCUCAACUGGCUGCAGCCGGAGCUGAAUUCGAAGGAGCGGAUGGUGGAGCUGGUGGUCCUUGAGCAGUUCUUAGCCAUCUUGCCUGAGGACAUCCAGGGCUGGGUUGGAGAAAGUGGGCCGGAGACCUGUGCCCAGGCGGUGGCCUUGGUGGAAGACUUCCUGCUGAGGCAGCAAGAGACUGAGAGGUGGAAACAGGAAGUGCUGGGAGAGUUUGAAGAAGUAGCGAUGAGUUUUUCGAGGGACGAUGACGCUGGCGAAAAACAACCUUGCCGGGAAAUCAAGCAGGAGCAAGCCAAUUGGUUGGAUAAGUGGGAGAGUGAGGAUGAAGAGGCUGUGUUUGAAGUGUUACUGGAAAAAGCUGAGACUCAAGUCCUGGAAGAGAACUUUGGAGAACAAGCGGCACCACGGUGGGAGCAGCGAUUCCCCACAGACAAGAGAAGAAACAACGCCAUUCUCGAUGAGAGCGGGAUCUCCGGCAAACGUGUCUUGGAGGACAAGGCGCACGCAGGAAAGCGGAGACACCUGUGCGCUGUUUGCGGGAAGGGCUUCACUCAAAAAUCGAACCUCAACAGGCAUCAGAGAACCCAUGUGGGAGGAAAGACAUUCCAGUGCUCAAAAUGCGGGAAAAGCUUCAAGUGGGAGACCAGCUUUAUGCGACACCAGCGCUUCCAUACCGGCGAGAAGCCUUAUCCCUGCGUGGACUGUGGGAAAUGUUUCAGUCGGAGCGCCAAUCUCAUCAUUCAUCAGAGGAUUCACACCGGCGAGAAACCCCACCAGUGCGCAGACUGCGGGCAGAGUUUUAGCCAGGUCUCCAAUCUUGUUCGACACCACCGAGUCCACACCGGGGAGAAGCCUUACAAAUGCCUGGAAUGCGAGAAGAGCUUCACUCAGAAAUCGAACCUCGUCAAGCAUCAGAGCGUCCAUUUGGGGGACAAGCCGCCUCGGCGCUCCGUGAACGGGAAGAGCCUGGCUCAGAGGUCAAAUCGUCAGAGACGGGAUAAGGGUUCCCUCGGAGAAAACCCCUGUCAGUGCUUCAAGUGCGGGAAAAUCUUCUCCCGGAGAGGCAACCUCCUUAGGCAUCAGAGCAUCCACACAAAAGACAAGCCGCACAAGUGUCUCGAGUGCGGGAAGCGGUUCAACCAGAGGACCAACCUGAACGCACAUCAGAGGAUCCACACUGGGGAGAAACCUUACCGUUGUCCGGACUGUGGGAAAAGCUUCCGCUGGAGAGCUCACCUGAUCAUCCACAAGCGGUUGCACACCGGCGAGAAGCCGCACAAGUGUGCCGACUGCGGGCAGGGUUUCAGCCAGCGGUCCAACCUGGUGAGGCAUCUCCGAACCCACACGGGGGAGAAGCCGUACAAGUGCUCCGAGUGCGAGAAGAGCUUCGGCCAGAAAUCCAACUUGAUCAAGCAUCAGAAGAUUCACACGGGGGAUAACGCGCCCCAUCAGCCGAGCGGUCUGGUCAGACAGGACCAAACGGGAGAGGAACCCUAUCCGUGUUUCCGGUGUGGGAAAGUAUUCAGCCGCAGGGGGAACCUUCGGAGACACCAGAGCAUCCACACCCGGGAAAAACCUCACAAAUGCUCCGACUGUGGGAAGAGAUUCAACCAGAGGGCAAACCUCAUCAGCCAUCAGAGGAUUCACACCGGGGAAAAACCUUUCACCUGUCUUGACUGUGGGAAGAGUUUUCGGCAGAGCCCGCACCUCAUUAAACAUCAGAAAGUCCACGCGGAGGAGAGGGCUUCAUACCACAGUGUGGAUCUUGGGGUGGGCCUCAGCCUUGAGCCGGGCCACAGGACCCACGAGAGGAUCUCGCCAAGAGACAAUCCGUAUCAGUGCCUGAAGUGUGGGAAGUUGUUCAACUGGCAGUCGAAUUUCAUCCGGCAUCAAAAAAUCCACGCCGGCGAAGAACCUCGCCAGUGCUUGGAUUGCGGGAAGACGUUCAAUCGGAGGAAGAACUUUGUGGCUCACCAGAGGAUCCACACAAAAGAGAAGCCCUAUCAGUGCAGCGAGUGCGGCCAGACCUUCACGUGGGAAGCGCACCUGGUGAUCCAUCAAAGAAUCCACACGGGAGAGAAACCUCACCUCUGCACCGAGUGCGGGCAGAGUUUCAGCCAGAGAUCCAAUCUCAUCCGGCAUCAGAGGAUCCACACGGGAGAGAAACCCUACGCCUGCUCGGAGUGCGGCCAGAGUUUUACGCAAAGGACACACCUUGUGGUGCACCAGAGAAUCCACACCGGGGAGAAACCGCAUAAGUGUGUGGAGUGCGGGCAAGGCUUCAGCCAAAGGGCGCACCUGAUUGUCCAUCGGAGAAUCCACACGGGAGAGAAGCCGUAUCGAUGCGUGGACUGCGGACAAGGCUUCUGCCAAAGAUCUAAUCUUACCAGACAUCAGAGGUCCCACGACUGUGAGAAACAAAAAUAGGGAAAGGGAAAGGAAUACCGCUGGAGGACUGUGCUGAGCCUCAGUCCACCCAAGCAUGGGGGGGGGGGAGGGAGAAUGGUAACGUUCAGUUGGUAAAGGACAUUUGGGGGACAGAUUUGGAUCUUUACGGAAGGAUCCGCCAAGGACAGAGCCUCAACUAUAAAAUAUACAGAUGUGUGAAACAGCUUGAGGACACCGAUCAGAUUAACAGGGACCCCCGUCUUCAAAAUGGCUACUGAUGUCUUGACAUUUACAGCAGUGUUUCUCACGAUUAUUGUUGUAAGGCCAUGUUUUUCAACCUUAGCAACUUUUUAAGAUAUGUGGACUUCACUUCCCAGGAUUCCCUAGCCCACGGGUAGGCCACCUUGACUCUUUUAUGACUCGUGGACUUCAACUCCCAGAAUUCCUGAGCCAGCAUGGCUCAGCUUGGAAACCUCUCCCUCUCCCCUCAGCAUGGCUGGCUGAGGAAU